This is a messenger RNA of Aethina tumida (small hive beetle), 754 nucleotides long. RefSeq names its product DNA-directed RNA polymerase II subunit RPB7 (gene Rpb7). Gene Ontology annotation, cellular component: P-body; RNA polymerase II, core complex. Bases 161 to 682 code for a protein of 173 amino acids. Gene Ontology annotation, molecular function: single-stranded DNA binding; single-stranded RNA binding; translation initiation factor binding. Gene Ontology annotation, biological process: positive regulation of translational initiation; positive regulation of nuclear-transcribed mRNA poly(A) tail shortening; DNA-templated transcription. NCBI's taxonomy places the organism in Eukaryota, Metazoa, Arthropoda, Insecta, Coleoptera, Nitidulidae. The transcript is spliced from 6 exons. The record is from RefSeq and is a predicted model, not a curated record.
AACAACAAAGUGUUACUAGAGUAAUUUACUAAUUACUAAAUGUAUAUCAUAUUUAAAUUUCGCGGCAAAAUAUCUGAUACUCGUAACCUAACCUAUAAUUUAGCCGCGUCUUUGGCAGCGUAUGUGAUUUAAAACUUUUGUUUACAUUCCACAACUGAACAUGUUUUAUCACAUAUCUCUGGAGCAUGAAAUAUUACUGCAUCCACAAUAUUUCGGACCACAACUCUUAGAAAAAGUUAAAACUAAGUUGUACACAGAAGUUGAGGGUACCUGCACAGGAAAAUAUGGUUUUGUUAUUGCUGUUACAACAAUUGAUAAUAUUGGUGCUGGAUUAAUAUUACCUGGCCAAGGUUAUGUUGUCUAUCCAGUUAAAUAUAAAGCUAUUGUAUUCAGACCUUUUAAAGGAGAAGUCUUAGACGCUGUAGUGAGACAAGUUAAUAAAGUGGGAAUGUUUGCUGACAUUGGUCCACUCUCUUGCUUUAUUUCUCAUCAUUCAAUCCCAGCUGAAAUGGAAUUUUGUCCAAAUCCAAGUCCACCAUGCUACAAAACAAAGGAUGAAGAUGUUGUGAUAGCAGGAGAAGCAGAAAUAAGACUUAAGAUUGUUGGUACGAGAGUGGAUGCUUCAGGAAUUUUUGCAAUUGGUACACUAAUGGAUGAUUAUCUGGGUCUGAUUAGUAAUUAAUAUCAAUGGUAUAUAAAAAUUUAUUUUUAAGAAAUUGUUAAAUGUGUGAUUUUAAUAAAACUCUAAAUAUUU